UGUUGUUGCGGAUUCGUGUUUCUUAUAAUAUUAGCAUGUCUAGUAGUUAUUUUUUCCGUAUAAUUUCAUUUCUUUGUAAUUUGUAAACUCACAGCUCGUAUUCAUUUCUUUAACUAACAUGUUUAAUUGGUUAAAGAUUAAACUAAUCCAUUACUGUUGUCCGUGGUCAGGCCCGGGUGAUCGGGUACUGAACUGUGAAAAGAUUAGACAUGGCCGCUGUUGAACAGUGCGAGACCCAGUCAUCGGGACUUCCAAGUAUCUCAAAAACUUUAUAUGAUGAUACUUUUAAACCUUCUCAAGAAGAAGAAAAAGAUUCUGAUGAAGAGAGUUUUCAUCUUCCAAUGUUAGACUGUGAUGAUGAUCUAGAUAGCAACACUAAGGAAGUACUGAUAAGUGACUCCGGUAAAGAUCUACAUAAUGGUGAAACGGAGGAUGAAAUUUUAAACAAAUUUGAAACGAAUGGUACUCCAGAUAUAGAUCCAAAACUGGAGGAGAGUAUAUUAAAUGAAAUUGAUAAUUUAUUUGAAAAAAAACUAGACAAACCUAUUAACAAAAAUAUGGAUUGUGAUAGUGAAAUCAAAAAUGCUUCUCCUGUGGAUAAACAAGAAUUAAAUAUGGAUGAUAUAAGUGAUAUUAGAGCUACUAUUUCAGAAAUAUUGAAAGUUGAUGAACACAAUUUCAACUCUGUGUCAGAUGAACAUGAAAAUAAAACUAAUGAAAAAAUAAAUGAUGAUAAAGCAAAUGAGGAAAGUACUGACAUUAUUAAAAAUAUAGAUGCAGUUUUAGAAGAUGAGAAAAACGUUAAUGAGGGCACUGAGAUAAUUGAUGGGAGAGUUGCAAAAGACACCAGUGAAAAGAAAGAAGCUACAGAAGAAAAUGACACUAAUGGAAUGGACAUAGAUGAACAGUUAGUUGAUAAAAAAAUAUCUGAUGAUAAAAUCACUAAUACCAGCACUGAGGCUGAGACUAAUGCUGAGGCCAUGGCUGAGACCAAUGUUGAGACUAAUGCAACAACAAAUAAUUCUAAUGAGACUGAACUUUCUGAAGUAAAUACAACUGUCCAAGAAAUGGUUAAUUCAGAAGCAGUGAGUGAAGAAAAACAAGAAAAAAAUGAACUUGAAAAAUGUAUUGAAACCAAUUCAAAAAUCGAUACACCAAACAAUGAAUUGAAUAAAACAGAAUUUAAAAGUAGUAAUGAUGACGCUAGUUCACAAAUCGAUAGUUGUGAAGAAGCUAUGGAAGUAGAUAGUAAAGCAGAGGAAGGUACUAAUGAUGGUAAUCCUCUAGAAGUUGUUGAUGUUUCAAAUGAAAUUCCUCCUAAAGAUGAUAUUGUAUGUGAGGAUUCUAAUAAAAGUAGUGCUUCAAAUAUAACUGAUAAUCUGACUGAAGAUCAAAAAAGUAGUGACAAAGAUAUAGAAAAACAAUCUCAAAAGUCUACUGCAGAACAUGGGGAACCAGGGGAUACCACUGCAGCAGACAGUGGUAAUUUGCAGAGCAAUGUUGAACCAGAAAAAUGUGAAAACUCAAAUGAUUCCAGCAAAAGCCAAAAUCUUGAAUGUGAAGAUUUAUUGGAUAUUUCCAUUAUUCGAGAUGCGGAUGAAGAUAAUGCUUCAGCUAUUGCGGAGAAUGCUAAUGAUGCUCACACCAGUGAAAAAUCAGAUAAUGAUAAUGAUGAUCAAGAUGAAGGGAGUGAUAAGGCCGAAAAUGACCUCGAUGAAAGUGAAAUGGACCAAGACGAUACUUUGCUUGCUAACGACAAAGAAGAUAAUAUGGAUUUUGAGGAUGGAAGUAGUAAUUUAUUAUGCGAUCAAGAUAGUGCUAUUGAUGGAAAUAUAAGUGAUAGUGAGAAUAAAAGCAGUGAAACAAGAGAUUCUGAAAAUGAUUCUAGUAAUAGUGUGUUAAAACAAAAAAGUGAUAUUAAUGACAUUGAAUUAAGUAGUGAAAAAAAUGGGACUGAAGAAAUUAGUAAUAAUACAGAAGCUGAGGGAAAUGAAGAUUCAACCGAGGAAAACUCAACAAAACCUAGUACUAAAAGAUCGUUAAGUGAAACGGACAUUACAGAGAUCCCCAAUAAAAAAAUUAAAUUAACAGAACGAUCUAAAACAGAGGAUAAAAUUUCAUUUCGUAAAAAUGAUAAAGUAAAAACACUAAUAAAUUUCGAAAAAUAUAUGCAAAAUAAAAAAUUAGAAAACAAAUUAACAAGAUCGGAUCUGGAACAGUUUUGUUUACAGAAAAUUUGUGAAGCUAUUAUGCAUAAAACCGAUGUUGGUGAACUACACCAAACUAUAAAGAAGCAGGAACAAAUCAUAGAAAAUUUACGGAAAGACUUGCAGCAACUGACAAAGCAAACGAGAGAUUUAGACAUUGUAAAUAAAAAACUUAUGAACGAACUUCGCGCACAAAACGGCCCUAAGAAACCUCUUGUCCCUUUAAAAAUUACAAGAUCAGUUGGUUUGCAAGUCAAACUGAAUUCUUCGACUGAAACUAAUAAUAGAAGAAAAGUUCCAAUACCUACUACACCAAGAACGCCUACUGCUAAUAAUACUGCAGCUCGUCCUAGAACAAUCACUCCUGCAAAUGCUCCCGUUGUCAGACAAGUGGCGGCAUCUCCUCGUAAAGCACCAACCUCAGCCCCGUUAUUAUCGCAGGCUCUCCAAAAUCGUUCGGUAACUCCUGUCAAUAACGUUGCAAAACGCACCCCAGUUCGAUCCAAAGCGGCAGAACCUCAGAGGCCCGCAAACGCCAGCGUUAUCGAUUUAACAGAUGAGGACGAUAGAGCUUCCAAAGGUGUAGGAAACUCGGUAAAGAUCCUCAAUAAAACAAUUCCAUUAUCUCAAGGAAAAACUAUAAAUAUAAUUCCUGCCAAAACAGUUCCUAAUAAAAUGUUAAAUUCUAAUCAGAACAAAACCGUUGCUGUCGGUCAAGUAAAGACUAAUGGCGCAAAAGUGGGAACUCCGACGAGAACCGUCACUACUUUGCCCCAGGGAGUUAGAUUGACCCCGACACAAGUCAAAAACGGUAGCAUAACGAUACCUGCCAGCGUAGUGACCUCUAGUUCCGGUACGACUCAGUUUAUGUACGUCGUCCAGCCAGGUUCAGUUGUUACGUCGACAGCUGGCGGAACCCAAAAAGCUGUGCUUCUGAACUUCCAGCCCACCAACGGAGUUUUGACUUCUACAAUAAAUGGUUCAGCUGUAUCAGUUCUACCUUCAAAGACCUCGAACACCGUUCAACUAAAGACUGUCACUGCCCCUCGUAAACAUCCCGCCCCCUUACCUAGUCCCCCUCCUGUAACCAUUAACGCCUCUCUAAAGCCAUUAUUACCCAAACCUCACUUAAGCAUAAGGAAGACAGACACUGGCAUAAUUCUUCAGUGGAGGAUGCCUUACAAUUUGGAUGUCUACGAAGCGAUUGCCAGUUACCAACUGUUUGCCUACCAAGAAACGAACGCCCCUCCGAGUACGGAAAUGUGGCGGAAGGUGGGCGACGUUAAGGCUCUGGCACUGCCAAUGGCGUGCACGUUAACUCAGUUUGCUGAUAAGAAUAAGUAUUACUUUGCGGUACGGUCCAUCGAUGUCCAUAAGAGGAUAGGAGCGUUUAGUGAUCCUGAAGAAAUUUCGUUGUAGAUAUGUUCUGUGUAUAUUAAUUUAAUGAGAAACUUAGCUGUAAGGGUAAUAACUUUUUUAUUUAUGUUUUAUUGUAAGUUAGAAAAUAAAAUUGUAUCAGUUUUUUAUA
Messenger RNA from Anoplophora glabripennis (Asian longhorned beetle), 3735 nucleotides. Its product is annotated as activating transcription factor 7-interacting protein 1. The record is from RefSeq and is a predicted model, not a curated record. The transcript is spliced from 6 exons. Lineage: Eukaryota; Metazoa; Arthropoda; Insecta; Coleoptera; Cerambycidae. Gene Ontology annotation, molecular function: transcription coregulator activity; protein binding. Gene Ontology annotation, cellular component: transcription regulator complex; nucleus. Gene Ontology annotation, biological process: regulation of DNA-templated transcription. The coding region runs from base 210 to 3626 and encodes 1138 amino acids.